GAUCAUGGAAGACCUUAGGGAAUAGGGUUGAGCGUUGGCCCUAAUAAAAAAUGUCAAAACAUUAUCAGAAUGCAACAGUGGUUGUGGUUAGUAGAGAUUGCGUUGUUUCCCAAGGGUGCACGAGAUUUACUGUAAGUCGUUUUUACAUUGGUUUCGUAGUUAUUUUUUUUUACUGCUUUUCGCCCUGCAGAAUUGAUGGAUGUUAUGUCUUCAUGCAGAAGCUGUAAAUUCUUUCUUAGUCAUAAUUUUGAUUGGGUUAUGCUCAUUUUUUAGACAGUUACGUUUUUUAAUGUAUGUUCUAAUUUCUGGAUUAAUGGUUGUGCAAGAGAGAGAUUUUUUAUAUUGGUUUGGUUAUGAGCCCAGCAUUGUUUUAACCGAUGCCGAGCUAAUCAGGGAACUACUUUCUUCUGAGAUUUCUUCUGACUGUGGAAGGUCUCCAAUGACUAAGAAGAUGUCUUCUGUGGUCAUGGGUAAUAGAUUCCCGUGCCCUCAAAUCUGGACGCUUGGAAAGGGAGUAGAAGAUUGGAAAAUAACUUGAAGAUUAUAGAGAAAAGAAAAGAGAGUGGAUCAUGUGGGGAUGAUCUCCUUGGUAUGAUACUCUCAGAAACAGAGAAUGGUUAUUCGGAUGAGAAGAAUUUUAGCCGCAUACAACAGCAAGUAAUGAACGAGUGCAAAGAAUUCUUCUUGGGAGGGAGAGAAACCACCAGUGUUCUGCUAUCGUGGGCAAUACUUUUGUUGGCACUCAACCAGGGUUGGCAACAAAAUGCUCAUCAAGAUUGCAAAGACAGAUUGAGUUGUCAUCGAAUUAGUCAGAGAGGAGAAGGCCAUCGUAGAAGCUGCAGUGAAAGCAAGUGUUUGCAGCCAUAAGAAGAUCUCAGUCAAGCUGUGUCAAGGAGACUAUUGAGCACAGUUUUUAUUUUAACGGCAAAGCCAGAUUGCAGGAGAUUAUUGUUGAGGGCACGCAGGCCAUAUUUUACUUGAUUGAAUUCGCAAAGUAUUAAGGUGUCACUAUUCCAGAUUCAUCCACUGUGGUUUUUAGACAUCGUAUUGGUAUGUUCCUAUUCAUGGCAUUAAAUAGGGUUUGUGGCAUUAUAUUGAGACUGUGGCCCUAGGUGUUUCAAAAGGAGUUUGUUUUGAUGAUGUUUGGAUUAUAAGGAAUUGGUUGAUUAAGGCAUUAAGUAUACUGUUAGAGUUUGGAGUAAUUUUUUUUUUGGUCAAAAUAUGGCAUCUGGUAACUUUCAACCUUUAAUUCCAAUAUUUUCUGGUAAAAAUUAUGAUAAUUGGGCUUUUAGAAUGAAGUUGACAUUCAAUUCAUGUGAGUUAUCAGAUAUAGUUAUAAAUGGUUAUAUUGAACCACAAAAUGAGUCUACCUUGAGUCCAGAUGAUAAGAAAAAGCUUGAAGAAAAUACGCAAAAGGAUAGAAGGGCUUUGCAGAUAAUCGGGCAAGCAUUGGAUGAUUCGGUUGUCAGAAGGAUUAAACCAGCCACUACAGCCAAGCAAGCAUGGGACAUCCUAGAGACGACAUAUCAAGGUACUAGUAAGGUAAAAAUUGCCAAACUACAAGCACUUAGAAGAGAAUUUGAAAAUUUGCAAAUGAAGGAUUCUGAAUCAGUAGAUCAAUUUACAUAUCAUGUUACAAAUUUGAUUAAUCAAAUAAGGCAGAAUGGUGAUGACUUAACAGAUCAAAAGGUUGUAGAAAAGGUUUUAAGAAGUUUGCCUAAAAAAUUUGAAGCAAUUGUUGUGGUAAUUGAAGAAUCUAAAGAUUUGACUACAUAUUCUAUAGAUGAGUUGGUUGGUUCUUUAAAAAUUUUUGAAGAUAGGUGGAAUAGGAAUGACAAUAGCUCAUUAGAGAAUGCAUUCAAAACACAAAUGACAUUUGGCAGAGGUAGAGGAAGAGGAAAUCCAGGAUUCAGAGGAAGAGGAAGAGGAAGAUAUAGUUACCAAAGAGAAGAAAGAAAGAGUCCAGAUCCAGGAGGAAGGAGAAAUCAAAAUUUCAUUCCAAGGGGCCGCAAUAACAAUCAGGCAUCACAAAGGUAUGACAAAACAAAUGUUCAAUGUUAUUAUUGUAAGAAGUAUGGUCACUUGGCAAAUGAAUGUCGAAAGAAACAAGCAGAUAUGGGAAAGCAAAAUGCAAAUUUUUCUGAGAGUAGUUCUGAGACAUUGUUUAUUACAUGUCAUGUAGCUCAAGAAAAUUCAAGUAAUGUCUGGUUUCUAGAUAGUAGGUGUAGUAAUCAUAUGACUGGAAAUAAAGAUUUGUUUGAGAAUUUGGAUACUUCAGUUAAAUCAGAAAUUAAAUUGGGCAAUGAUAACAUUGUUGAAGUCAUGGGAAAAGGUGCAAUUAAGGUGAUAACAAAGCUUGGUAAGAAAACUAUUUCUGAUGUUUAUUUUGUACCUGGUUUGAAGCAUAAUCUCAUAAGUGUGGGACAACUUAUUCAAAAAGGUUAUAGAGUUGCUUUUGAAAAUAAUGUUUGCACUAUAUUUGAUAUUUCUCCUAGUAACAUGGUGAUUGCAAAGGUUGAAAUGACAAACAACAAAAUGUUCCCACUUCGCAUGAAGAGUGAAAUGAUGGAGGAGAUGGGAGUAAGUUUCAAGGCAUCAAAUCAAGAUCAAGCAUGGAAAUGGCAUUUGAGGUAUGGUCAUCUAAAUUUAAAAGGAUUAUGUUUGUUGCAAAGAAAGGAUAUGGUAAGAGGUUUACCCCCUAUUGAAGCACCAUUGAGUUCAUGUGAAAGUUGUAUUUUGGCUAAGCAACAUAGGCAAAAGUUUUCAAAAGAAAUGACUUACAGAGCUUGGCACCUUUAGAAAUUGUGCAUACAGAUUUAUGUGGUCCAAUGAAAACACCAUCA
Cryptomeria japonica (Japanese cedar) is the source of this 2843-nucleotide messenger RNA. RefSeq lists its product as uncharacterized. The transcript has 2 exons. Bases 1222 to 2799 code for a protein of 525 amino acids. Gene Ontology annotation, molecular function: zinc ion binding; nucleic acid binding. NCBI's taxonomy places the organism in Eukaryota, Viridiplantae, Streptophyta, Pinopsida, Cupressales, Cupressaceae. The record is from RefSeq and is a predicted model, not a curated record.